Drosophila sulfurigaster albostrigata is the source of this 1860-nucleotide messenger RNA. It is a transcript of the gene Ugt317A1, whose product is annotated as UDP-glycosyltransferase UGT5. Gene Ontology annotation, molecular function: UDP-glycosyltransferase activity. The record is from RefSeq and is a predicted model, not a curated record. The coding region runs from base 206 to 1798 and encodes 530 amino acids. The transcript has 5 exons. NCBI's taxonomy places the organism in Eukaryota, Metazoa, Arthropoda, Insecta, Diptera, Drosophilidae.
UACUCACUUCCAGAUAGUGUAUGGAAUAACCACAGAAUUUCUGGACGCUGUCGCACUUUUCUGAUUAUUAUGUAUUUGUUUUUCUGCUUCUGAGCAAACAGUGCGCUCGGCGAACAGCAAAAGGAAAGCCGCGAAAUAAAAGCAGAAUUAUUUUCAAAUUUAUUGCAAAGAUCAGAAAAUUGCAAGCACCAAGAAGUGAUUUAAUAUGCCUCCGCUGAAAGGAGCCGGUUUGCUGUGGCUGCUUUUGCUUCUGCUAUGCGGCAAUAGAUGUCGCUCCUCGGAAAUACUCGUAAUUUUUCCGCAUGCCAGCGAGAGUCAUUUUGCAGUGUUGCGCACCUUGGUUAACGAGCUGGUCGAUCGCAAGCACAAUGUAACUGUUUACGGUAGCCAUGGAUUGGGCGAACGCUUGGAGAACGUAACGGAGAUUGUUACACCAGAAUAUGACUUCUGGAGCAAAUUGCAACAGCAUGCUGCUCCCGGUGGCAACCUGGAUGAUUUGAGCCGCUUGGCAGACAGCAAGUUACGCAGUUCUUUGGCCCAUGUCGGUGCCCAAGCUAUGGAUAAUUUUCUCUCCCAGCAGCCGCUGCAGGCUUUGCUGCAGCUGCCAACGGAUCAGUUUAAUUUCGAUGUUAUUAUCGUGGAUCUAUUCUACACAGAGGCUCUGUUGGCACUUGGCCAAAAGCACAAUAAGCCCACCAUUGGCAUCGUUAGCACUGACUUUGGCAGUUACAUGAAUGCUGUGCAGGAAUCUUUGGUCCCAGCUGCCUGCUCACCGAUUGAUUUCGAACAGUAUACUGCUGAUAUUGGGUUUUCAACACGGUUGGGUAACAUCCGCGAUUGCAUUGCAAGACGCAAACGUUCCCACAAGGAUCAUUAUGAGGCUCAGGAUCAAUUAAUAACUAAACAUUUCAAAACAACAAAAACAGUUGUGGAAUUGCAAGCUCAUCACUUGUCACUGCUGCUGCUGAACAAUCACGUGCCCCUUUUGACUCCCCGACCGUUGAUACAGCAGAUUGUGCCCGCCGGCGGUUUGCAUAUACGUGGGCCACGUGAAUUACCCUGGAAUAUCAAACGUUUUAUUGAAGAAUCUCGACCAGGCGUUAUCUACAUGCAGCUAGGUAACGAGCAGCUUUGCGGCAACCUGCCCAAACAAAAGUUGGCGACACUUUUUGAGUUUCUGGGCGCACGCAAUGAGCGUGUGAUUUGGACGUGCCACGAUGUGAAGAAACUAGAGGAUCAGCCCAAGAACUUGAUGAUUCAGCACGCAGUGCCUCAGAUUGACAUCUUGGCGCAUCCUGGCGUGCGUGCCUUUAUCAUGAAUGGAGAUUUAUUGAGCCUGCAAGAGGGUAUUGUACGGCAUGUGCCGAUGCUGGGAUUACCAAUAUUUGAAAACGAACGCAAGAAUAUGCAGCUGGCAGUGAAUUUAGGCAUUGCAUUGCAAUUGGAUUCCACGAAUAUUACCACUGCAGCACUAAAUUGGGCUCUGGACGAGCUGACGACACAGCAAAAGUAUCAGUUGACCAUUCGGGAAGUGUCCAGUGAGUUCCGGGAUAGACCACUGGGCGCAGUAGCUAGUGCUAUGUUCUGGGUGAACUAUAUGGUACGGCAUAAGAGUGGCGCUGCGUUAAAAACACGAGGUAUAGAUAUUGCCUCAAGUCAUUUGCAUCUAUUCGACUUGUUCACAUUCUAUUUUGGUGUGGCGAUUGCGUUUUGCGCACUUUUACUGGGCGGAUACUUUGCCGUUGUUUUUGUUUUAAACAGAAAACAAAAUGAGGCAAAGUACUCAAAAUUAAGUUAAAUGUACAUUUACAACCAAAAACUUAUUAAAGCCAAAGUGAACUAAUAAAGAAUGAAACUCAU